AUGAUAGCUUUCAAUGGGAGAACUUCAUUGAAGCAGUAUAUGCCAAUGAAGACUAUAAAAAGAAGUUACAAGGUGUGGUGUUUAGCAAACUCUAAGACUGGAUAUAUUCAAAAAUUUGAAAUUUAUUGUGGAAAAGAAACUUCUGAUAAUAAGGAUAAAAUAUUGAGCUUAGGGAAAACACUAAUAACUAAACUAACGGAAGAUGUGAAACAGACAGGUCAUCUUAUAGCCUAUGAUAACUAUUUGACAUCUUUUAGGCUUGCAAAAAGUCUACUUAUAAGUGGUCUGUUUUCUGCGGGGACUAUUAGGCUGCAAAGGAAGGAUCUUUCACCGAUACUGAAGGCUAAUAACAAACUACUAAGGGAGAAAUCAGUGUUCCUAGCUAAGGAAGGUGUUGCUGCAAUAAAGUGGAUGGACAAAAAGGCUGUUAUAUUGUUGACUACUGCACACAAUUCAGCAAUUAUUACAUCUGUAAAUCAUACAAAAAAGGAUGGUACUAAAACUGAAAUACCUUGCCGUAAAGCUGUUGCCGUAUAUAACGAUAUCGUGGGAAGGGUUGAUUGCUUCGAUCAAAGAAAUGAAAGAUACCAAAUAGGAAGAAGAUCUGUAGAAUGGUGGCGUCGUAUUUUUUAUUUUCUUACUGAUCUUGGCAUCGUAAAUAGUUUUAUACUGUGGCAAGUAAACAAGAGAAACAGAAGUUUAGACCAGCUAACAUUCCGUAUAGCAUUAGCUUUAUCAACUAACUAG
Stegodyphus dumicola is the source of this 747-nucleotide messenger RNA. Its product is annotated as piggyBac transposable element-derived protein 4-like. The record is from RefSeq and is a predicted model, not a curated record. NCBI's taxonomy places the organism in Eukaryota, Metazoa, Arthropoda, Arachnida, Araneae, Eresidae.